CUCUGGCUGAGGCCAUGUUGCGACAGCUGGGCUGCGGGAGCCGAUUCCCCCUCAGCCUGCGCCGGGCGGCUUCUUCAAUCCGGAGCGCAGCGGGGGACGGGCCGGGGGGCUUGAGAGCGGGAGCACGGCACAGGAACCAUCCCAGGAGAAGUCUUGUCAGGACAAUUUUUAUAACCAUGGCAACAGGAGGCAGUGAGGAGCCACCAUCUUCACUGGGCCAAAAGAAGCACACCAACCGGUUGAUCCAUGAGAAGUCCCCCUACUUGUUGCAACAUGCACAUAACCCUGUGGACUGGUAUCCAUGGGGACCAGAAGCUUUUGCCAAAGCAAAGGCAGAAGACAAGCCAGUCUUUCUAUCAGUUGGGUAUUCCACGUGCCAUUGGUGCCACGUUAUGGAACGUGAAUCAUUUGAAAAUGAAGAGAUCGGUAAAAUAAUGAACGAGAAUUUUGUUUGCAUCAAAGUUGAUCGAGAAGAACGGCCAGAUGUUGAUAAAGUUUACAUGAUGUUUGUGCAGGCUACAAGUGGAGGUGGAGGUUGGCCGAUGAGUGUGUGGUUGACCCCUGACCUUGAGCCCUUUGUCGGAGGGACCUACUUUGCCCCCGAGGAUGGUUCACAUCGGCCAGGCUUUAAGACAGUGCUGAAGAACUUGGCUGACCAGUGGAAGAAAAACCGGAGUGGAAUUAUCGAACGUGGCAACAAGAUCCUGGUUGCGCUGCAGAGGGGUGCAGCAGUGAGCUCUGACAAGGAGGGAGUGCCACCAUCUUGUCCCCAGGUGAUGGAGAAGUGCUUCCAGCAGUUGUCUCAUUCUUAUGACGAUGAAUAUGGAGGAUUCAAUGAGUCACCUAAGUUCCCAUCACCAGCAAACUUUAAUUUCCUGUUUCGUGUUUGGGCUUUAAACAAGACCUCUGCGAAUGGAGCCCGAGCCCUGGAGAUGGCUCUGCACACGCUGAAAAUGAUGGCUCUUGGAGGAAUUCACGAUCAUAUCGGGCAGGGCUUCCAUCGCUAUUCCACAGACCGGCACUGGCAGGUGCCCCACUUUGAGAAGAUGCUGUAUGAUCAGGCGCAGCUGGCAGUUUCCUACACAGAUGCUUAUCAGAUUGCUGGUGACACAUUCUUUGCAGAUGUUGCUCGAGAUAUUCUGCUCUACGUCUCACGAGAUCUCAGUGACAAGUCUGGGGGCUUCUACAGUGCCGAGGAUGCAGAUUCGCACCCUUCAGCCAACUCUGUUGAGAAAAAAGAGGGAGCUUUCUGUGUGUGGACAGAGCAAGAAAUCAGAGAGCUUCUCCCAGAUCCAGUCUCAGAUUCCACGCAAAGCAUAACCAUGGCCGAUGUCUUUGCCUAUCAUUAUGGCGUGAAAGGAAAUGGAAAUGUCGAACCAGCACAGGAUCUUCAUGGAGAGUUGAAAAACAAGAAUGUCCUCAUAGUCCGUCACUCACCACAGUUGACAGCGACCAAGUUUGGCUUGGACGUGGAGAAGGUGAACGACAUUCUGAGCACAUGCAGGAACAGGCUGUGUGAAGUCAGGAAACAGAGGCCGCGUCCUCACCUGGAUAGCAAGAUGGUGGCAUCGUGGAAUGGUCUCAUGAUAUCUGGAUUUGCUCGAGCCGGUGCAGUUCUGGGGGAGAAAGCUUACAUUCGACGCGCAGCACAGGCUGCUGCCUUCCUGAAGGAGCACAUGUUUGAUCUGAACAGUGGACAGCUCCUACGCAGCUGUUACCGUGGAGGUGAAAAUGUGGUGGAGCAAGGAGCGAAUCCCAUCAGUGGGUUUCUGGAUGACUAUGCGUUCGUUAUUCGAGGUCUGAUAGACCUGUACGAAGCUUCCUUUGAGGAGCAGUGGCUGGAAUGGGCUUUGAAGCUUCAGCAGAAGCAGGAUGAACUAUUUUGGGAUGCCAAGGAAUUUGGUUACUUCACUGAUGAUGCCCGUGAUCCAUCCGUGCUGAUUCGCCUUAAGGAAGAUCAGGAUGGUGCUGAGCCCAGCGGCAAUGCUGUGGCUGCUUCCAAUCUUGUACGGCUGGCAAACUUCACCAACCAGCCAGACUGGACAGUCAGAUCGAAGCAAAUUAUGACAGCAUUUGAAAAGCUGCUGAGUGGUAUUCCUGUGGCCCUACCAGAGAUGGUUAUUGGCUUGAUGGUGCAACAUCAUCACCUCAAACAGGUCGUGAUCCGUGGUGAGCUGGAAGCACCUGACACACAGGAAUUGAUAGAGUGCAUCAAUGCACACUUUGUACCCAACAAGAUAUUACUUUUGGCAGAUGGGAACUCUGAGAGCUUCUUGUAUCAGACACUGCCGUUCUUAUCUACCUUAGAAUUGAAAGAUGGCAAGGCUACAGCCUACGUUUGCCAGAACUUCAGCUGCUCACUACCAGUUACCUCAGCUGCCGAACUCAAAACAUUACUCAUUAAAUGAUGUGACAGUAACUCAGCAAAAAAAUAUGGAACAGCAACAGGCAAAUCACUUACUACAAAUGCCUGUGAAUAUUGUGUGAUUAUUAACACUGUAUUUAUUCUUGGGAGUAAUAUUUUGUGUAGAUGGAGAUGAUCUUCUUUGUGGGAAAAGCUUUGUGUGAUAGCACAAAACAGAUGAUCAUAUAUUUCCAACAGUAAUUUUCAUUUGAUCCUUAUAAUAGUUCUCAUAAUUGAACAACUUGGCAGAGUUAAUCUUUAGAAAGAUGUAUACAAGCAUAAUCUGGUCUCCUUAUAUUUGAAGGAGUGCUGGAGGUGAAAUUUCAUGCAUGAGCUGUUAAAUGGGGUAACCAUCUUCUCUCUGAAUAAGAGUAAAAGAUCGCAUGGUAUUAUUUCAUUGAAGAGUAAGGGAGAUCUCUCUGGUUUCCUGCCCAAAAUACAUCACCCAAUGUUUAAAAAAAAGGAGAAUCUGGUCACUGCUGUGAAUGGAGCUUGUCGUGUAUAAAUUGUCACCCUAUAUGAGUGACUGCAGACCAAAUAUACAUCCAUGGAUUUAAAGCACUUUGAGAUGUCCUGAGAUUGUGAAAGGCAUUAUGCUUUACCAUCCUAGAAGUAACAAUAGCCCAUUGAGCUGUCAGGCACACUUUUCACCCUUUCAUCAUGGUUCUCCCAGCUGACUCCCAUCCACAUUAAUGGCAUACAUUCCACCAGAACUCCCUGAGGCACAUGCACCUACAAAGCAAGCUGUAUUCUCUGCCCCACCUGAAAAAAAACAUCAUUUCCCCAAACCAAUUCCCUUUUCCCUUACUCAGUGCCACAGUUAGUGUGUAACUCGGUUUCCCAGUAUGCGAUGCUUCUUCUAGUCGCUCUGUGCUCCAAUCCCUGCCACCAUCAUUAUUCUCCUUAAUGAGCAGUGAAGAUAAUGACGAUAUGAAUUACCAUGCAGGGACCAGAGCACAUUCCCACUGAUGAAUUGGCUGUGAUUCUUCCUAUGGAUGUAAUUUGGUCUUCACAUGCAAGUGCCUCAUUAGUAGAGAAUGACUUUUUAAAUUGUAGGGUCAACAUAAUAUAUCUCUCAUGAUUUCUGAAACUGAAACAAACUCAGGGUGGUGAUAUUAGCAAUAAGCAAUGUUAUGUCUUUCAAAAGAACAAUUGGCUAAAGAUGAGCUGCAAGUAAAUAAAAUUUCCCUGUGGACGUUAUCUGCUGAUUUCUCUAGAAUUGGUGAAUUUCCUUGCAGACGUUAUCUGUAAGAUA
Pristis pectinata (smalltooth sawfish) is the source of this 3659-nucleotide messenger RNA. It is a transcript of the gene spata20, whose product is annotated as spermatogenesis associated 20. The record is from RefSeq and is a predicted model, not a curated record. NCBI's taxonomy places the organism in Eukaryota, Metazoa, Chordata, Chondrichthyes, Rhinopristiformes, Pristidae. Gene Ontology annotation, biological process: carbohydrate metabolic process.